Messenger RNA from Olea europaea var. sylvestris, 2434 nucleotides. Its product is annotated as serine/threonine-protein kinase Nek1-like. Gene Ontology annotation, biological process: protein phosphorylation. NCBI's taxonomy places the organism in Eukaryota, Viridiplantae, Streptophyta, Magnoliopsida, Lamiales, Oleaceae. Bases 199 to 1446 code for a protein of 415 amino acids. The record is from RefSeq and is a predicted model, not a curated record. The transcript is spliced from 14 exons. Gene Ontology annotation, molecular function: ATP binding; protein kinase activity.
UCUCUCUCAAAAUGUGUUAGCUACAAUGCCAGUGGAAGGGAGAGAGCUUUUUCUUCUUCCUGCUAAUCUUCUGCUGUACCGGCAUUGCUACGGUGUCGUUUUGUGGUGAUGUGCUCAACUACCUUGGUCGCAUUUCACUUUAUGUCUGUUCGAAGCAGCUCGUGAUCCGCAGUACACUAAAACUACGCAUUUCAGGCAAUGGAGAAGUAUGAAAUACUGGAACAGAUAGGAAAAGGGGCUUUUGGCUCUGCCCUUCUUGUAAGGCACAAGCUUGAAAAGAAGAAGUAUGUAUUAAAAAAGAUCCGUCUUGCCCGCCAAACCAAUCGGACACGUCGAUCUGCACAUCAGGAGAUGGAGCUAAUAUCAAAAAUGCAGAAUCCAUUUAUUGUGGACUACAAAGAUUCAUGGGUGGAGAAGGGUUGCUAUGUGUGCAUUAUCAUAGGUUACUGUGAAGGUGGAGACAUGGCAGAAGCAAUAAAAAAGGCAAACGGUAUCCAUUUUCCAGAAGAGAUCCUAUGUAAGUGGCUUGUUCAACUUCUUAUGGCACUUGACUAUUUACACAUGAAUCAUAUUCUUCAUCGAGAUGUCAAGUGUUCUAAUAUAUUCUUAACAAGAGAUCGCGAUAUUCGUCUUGGUGAUUUUGGACUUGCCAAGAUGUUGACUUCAGAUGAUCUUGCUUCCUCUAUAGUUGGAACUCCCAGUUAUAUGUGCCCUGAGCUUCUUGCUGAUAUACCUUAUGGCUCCAAAUCAGACAUAUGGUCACUUGGAUGCUGCGUAUAUGAGAUGACAGCACUUAAACCUGCAUUCAAAGCAUUCGAUAUCCAGGCACUCAUCAAUAAAAUAAACAAGUCUAUUGUGGCGCCACUACCCACAAAAUACUCUGGUGCAUUCCGGGGUCUGGUAAAAAGCAUGCUGCGGAAAAAUCCAGAACUUCGGCCUAAUGCUGCAGAACUUCUUAGGCACCCCCACCUUCAACCCUAUGUGGUUAACACUCAUCUGAAACUCAAUUGCCCCAGACGCAACAGUCUACCAAUUCAAUGGGUGGAAACUGAAACAAUUAACACUAGGAAAAUUAGAUUUUCAGAGCCAGUUAACGUCCAUCCUCCAGUGAAUAGAGAGAGACGAUUAUCAUGUGGAAAUGACAGAACCUUGAAUCCCAGUGCAUCUGGAGCUGAUCAAAGUUUUCGUUCUUCUAUGCAAAGGACUGAAUAUACUCCUUUUGAUCUGCAUCCGAGAAUAAAACAGCUCUCCACUGAAAGCUCACAUGAAGGGACGGUCAUUACAAAAAAUGUUACUGCUAGAACCUCAAAGAUUGCUAAGAAACCAAAAGCAACAGCUAUAAAUGCUUCUACAGUGUCCAAGAGAAAAUCAGAGUUGUCUAAGAAUCGUGAACUGGUAAGAUCUCAAGAUAAUUAUGUGCAUGGAUUUAUGCAUUUUGUUUCUUGACCGUAUCUAAAAGAGGCACGGAGGAUUUGUGAAAAUAUAGCUAUUAAAUAGUUGUCUGCUUGGGAAAAAAAUGCCGAUGAACUACUGAACUAGUUAUCUCAAUUGUAAUUGUCUAUUUAGUGACCUUACGUGAAAAUAUAAUCCAACUUGGCUGCCUGCACAAACUGCUUAUUAUUGAGUUUGAUUUCCUAGUAUCUACACUAAAUAAAAUGAACUUGAUAGCCAACUCACAGAGGGAUCCAUGUUUACAAUCUUUUAGAUUUUAAAUCUUAUAAGCAUUCUUUCGAAAAUUUAUGUAUCACCUACUACACAAGAACGACCAUGAGUUAAGAUGGAGGCAGAAAUUGGGUAGUCAAACUAACUCUGAAGUAAGAAAUAUAACAGCAUCCUAAAACUACCAUUGCACUCGUAAUUUCUUAAUUAAAAUCAUUAAUACUUGAAUUCAAGUUGAGGAAGCCAAAGAUAAGAAUGCAUGACCAAGUGUAUAAUCCAAGAUUGGUUAUUACAUCUCAAAAUUCAACCUUCAUAAUUUGUAUAAUUAUCCUGUCGUUUUAGGAUAUUUAAUAGACACCUUUUGCAUGAUUGAUAUGGCACCAUCAUUAUUAAAAUGUCUCUCUCUUCGACUGUUGAACAACAUUUUAGUCAGAUGCAUUUAUGUUAGAUGAGAUUUCUAGUAAAUAGCUGAAGCAAUGUAAAUUUGUAUCAAGUAUGGGUGUAGGAGGAAAAUGCAGAAGUGGAAGUUAAUGGUAAAUAUCAAAUGGGUUGGUUGAGAACCUGAAACUCAGUGAGGAAGCAAGAGUUAGGUACCCUACUCUGAAAUCGCUAUUUCAUUCUACACUCUCAUAAGGCAUUGAUGGCUAAACUAAUGACAACUGAAAUAUGUAGACUAAGAAAUUAAGGGUACAUCAGUGAAUUACGUAUAAAAUAAUCUCUCUUCUCAUUACUUUUCUCUCCUACCUUCCCCUCCCCUUCCUUAUUCCUGACACAA